UCACCGAAGUUAUUUUUUAAACAAAAAAAGUUAAAUAAAUGAAUAAUAAUUUUAUUGUGGCCAAAUAUUUAUAAACAAAUAAAUACCUAAGCGAUAAAUAAGUGUUUGGCUACCACUGGUGUAAUCAGUUUAAGGUUAGUAGGUGGGUGAGUAGACAUCUCGCACGCUCGGAGAUUUUUUUCGAGUGGAAAGUGAAGUGAAGAUGAUUCGGGUUGUGACAGUUUUGAUUGUUUUUGGACUUUUUCAUUUGGGCUCGUCCAUCCGCUGCUACGUGUGCACCUCGGAGGCCUCCAGCAACCAAUACGAAUACGACGCGUGUCUUUACGGUGACGAGCGGUACCUGCAGGCCAUCGCGUGCCCCGAGCCCUCCGUAUGCACGGCCUACCACUACCAAACCCUCAUCCCCGGGUCCCUCAACCAGCUCAGCACCAGUCGCGGGUGUCAGGCCCUUCGCUACGGUGCCACCUGCGAAGACAUCUUCAACGACCUGCGAAGGACAGGGUCGGUCUUGCCCGGCCAGCACAUCUGCGCCACCUGCAGCGAGGAUCUAUGCAACGAAGCGAUGGGGCUUUCCCCCGGAAUGUGUUUAAUAUUUCUGGUGAUUUUUUUAUUGUUGAUAAAAUAAAUUUAUUAAUUUAACCGAG
Tribolium madens (black flour beetle) is the source of this 644-nucleotide messenger RNA. RefSeq lists its product as uncharacterized. The record is from RefSeq and is a predicted model, not a curated record. Lineage: Eukaryota; Metazoa; Arthropoda; Insecta; Coleoptera; Tenebrionidae. The transcript has 4 exons. The coding region runs from base 203 to 625 and encodes 140 amino acids.